CAAAAUGGCAGCACAGCGAGGUGGUGGUGCCUCGGGUAACAAAUUCAGGCUCACCCUGGGUUUGCCCACGGGUGCCGUCCUCAAUUGCGCGGACAACAGUGGCGCCAAGUCGCUUUUCAUCAUCGAGCCCUUCGGUUUCGGCUCCCAUCUCAACAGGCUUCCAGAUGCCGGUGUUGGUGAUAUGGUCGUUGCUUCAGUGAAGAAGGGAAAGCCUGAGCUCAGGAAGAAGACCAUGCCCGCCAUCGUCAUUCGUCAACGCAAAUCGUGGCGCCGCAAGGAUGGUCUCUUCCUCUACUUCGAAGACAACGCUGGUGUUAUCGUCAACCCAAAGGGUGAGAUGAAGGGAUCCGCUAUCACAGGCCCAGUCGCAAAAGAAUGCGCUGACCUUUGGCCGCGUAUUGCCUCCAACGCCGGCACGGUCGUCUAAAUAACUUCCGUUUCAGUGUAUUUCUCUGUUUUUCUCUGCUCGGUUUGCUGUGUAUCUUUUCUCUGCCUACUCGCCCUCCCGCAUAUCGCACGCCUUUCACAUGUUUAGUAUGAACAUGCCCCAUGAUCAUUCAAUGCAGUCUAGGUUUGAUAAUAUGAGAUGGAAGAUGUGUGAAGUUCGACAGUGAGGUGGUGUAGUUUCACAAAGCACCGUAUGAGGCUUCUUUCCCUCUGUUGAACUCGGGUUAAGAUCGACGGUUGAUUUGUACAUGUUU
This is a messenger RNA of Stereum hirsutum FP-91666 SS1, 701 nucleotides long. RefSeq names its product ribosomal protein L14b/L23e. Gene Ontology annotation, biological process: translation. Bases 5 to 427 code for a protein of 140 amino acids. Gene Ontology annotation, molecular function: large ribosomal subunit rRNA binding; structural constituent of ribosome. The record is from RefSeq and is a predicted model, not a curated record. The transcript is spliced from 5 exons. Gene Ontology annotation, cellular component: ribosome; cytosolic large ribosomal subunit. NCBI's taxonomy places the organism in Eukaryota, Fungi, Basidiomycota, Agaricomycetes, Russulales, Stereaceae.